Molecule: messenger RNA, 8533 nt
Organism: Aplysia californica (California sea hare)
Lineage: Eukaryota; Metazoa; Mollusca; Gastropoda; Aplysiida; Aplysiidae
Product: cubilin
Cellular component (GO): plasma membrane
Molecular function (GO): protein binding
Source: RefSeq, a predicted model, not a curated record
AUGCACCAACGACUUCGUGACCAUAUACUCCCAGCUAGAGCACGAGUCUGACGAUCUUCUGGAGGCCAAAGACACGGGUCCGUUCUGCGGCGAGGCCAAGGAAGAUCUCCCAGACCUGGUGGUGUCCACAAAGAACAUUCUGGUCAUCUGGUUCUACUCCAAUCACGAAAAGAGCAGGGGCGGCUUCCAGGGCAAGUGGGCCUUCAUCAAUGCCAUUCACGAGGAGAUGGGCACGGUCGCUCCACGUAUGUGUGGCUACACCGUGCGGAGUGAGAACAAAGUACAGGGCUACAUUAUGUCCCCUACCUACCCCGGGGCCUACCCGGACAACCAGUACUGUUUCUACAAAUUGCAAGGGAAACCGGGAGAACGGAUAAGAUUAACCUUCGAAGACUUUUCUCUCUUUUAUGGGGGCGAAUACUGCCCCUUCGACUACUUACGUAUUUUUGACGGCUACACCAACACAGCGCGGGUGAUCGGCACAUUUUGCGGCACUUACAACCAAACGACAGUCAUCUAUUCCACGGGGGAGGCACUUCUCCUCCAUUUCUCCACUGGGGAAGGGAGACUGUCCUUCAAAGCUCCGCCCAUGGAGGCCAAUGCAGACUUCAAGUUCCCGCGGAAAGGAUUCAACAUCUCUUACGUGUUCAGCGAUAGUUUUGUGUCUUUGGACUACGGUAUCCCCGGUGACGAGAUCGAGGAGGGCAAGUGUCAGUUCCACUACAACAGCGCCAAGACCAAGAUGGGGGAGACCAACUCACCCCGACACCCCGGCAGCUACCCGCUCAACCUCGACUGUGAGUACAUCUUCCGGCCGCGCAGCAACGAGGUCGUCAUCAUCACCUUCUCCGUCUUCAAACUCUCCGACCCGAAGGGCAUCGAUUGCAACAACGGAGACUACGUCGCCUUUCACGAAGAUCUGGGCACGUCUGGCCGAAAAAACUUCACGCUGACCGAGAGGUACUGUGGAGAGGCGUUCCCCGGACCCUAUGCCACUUCCAGACUGCUCAAGAUGUUGUUCCACUCAGACGACAGAGACACCAACGUGGGCUUUAAGGCUUACUACAAGUUUGUCGACAAGCAGAUUAUAGAGGAUAGCAGCUGUGUCACCAACAACAUCAACGCGCGCGGCUCAGGCGGAAUCAUCAUCAGCCCCAACUACCCGCGCAAAUACCCACCUCUCAAACAUUGCGAGUGGAUCAUCCACGCCAGCAAGCGAGAACACAAGAUCCUGGUGGAGAUCGUAGACCUCAACAUGGAGGGGACCUAUCAGGUGGACGGGGCCACCUCUUCGAGCUGUCAAGCUGUAGUUCUCCGACUGUUUGCUGACAGCACGGCCCCGAGGCCUCUCAACCGGCUGUGUGGGAAGCAGCAGGAUCCAGCCAUCAGUCAGUCCUACGUGUCCAUUCAUGAUUCCUUUAAGAUCUCAUUUUUAACAUCAGAAACAUCGUUGGGGGCAAAGGGUUUUAAAAUCUCAUGGACAGAGAUUCACGUUGGGCCUUCAGCAACCAUGGAGUGUUCAGGGUUCAAGUGUCGCGAAAACAAAUAUUGCAUUUCUCCCAAAUUGAAAUGCAAUGGGGAACCCAACUGUGGGAAGGGAGACAACUCGGACGAAACUGCUGAAUGCCCUAACUCUUCGGGUCCAAAGUCAUCUGGGAUACAGAUCCUCCACAUCGCUAUUGGCACUUCCAUAUCUUCGUUUUUCUGCAUCAUUUUGCUCAUCUGCGGCUUUUACCAUCGGCGGAAAUUUCGCACGGAGCGCGCACCGCCGGAUCAUGACCAUGUGGAAGUUCGCUACGUCUCUGCCCCCACGGGAUGUAACACCACCGACAGACUCCUCAUGGACGACAGAAAUGACCACGGCAACGACCACCACAACAACAGCACAACACAAAGUCCCAGAUGUCAGAAAGUGUCCAUGGUAUGACGAAGGCUACACACUUAAGUUUUUAUCUACUCAUAUAUAUAUAAAUAUAUAAUUACUUCAGCCGUGUAAUUAUGUGAAUAUGCGUGCGUGCGUGGGUGCGUGCAUAGGUCUGUGUGUGCGUGUGUGCGUGCGUGCUUGCAUGCGUGUGUGUGUGUGUGUGAGACGUGUUAGUGAGUGUGAUACGAUGAACAUUGGUGAAAAGCCUGUUCUUCUUCUCGUGUUGGUACAUUCAAGGUCUCUCUGAACCAGGUUGGUUAUGCGCAGUAUCAAAGUGGGAAUGUUCUGGGAAAGUGGGCCACUUUUUAUGAUAUAAUUAUAAUGAUGCUUCCAAUUCGUUUUGUACAUACAAUAUUUUCCCAUUGCUACACUCACUGGUAUACUCAUAGUACCAUCAUCAUAUUUGUUAAGUUGUGCCAUCAGGACAACAGCAUGUAAGUGAUCUGCAGUGUAGAGGAAUUUUUCACCAAGGGUUAAUUGAAAAGAAGUAAAGAUUUGCUUGGUUCUUGUGUACAUCAGUUGCUGUUUUUUUGUCAGGCUUAUUGGGAAUUAUCAUGCUAAGACAAGGAAAUCAGCAAUGUGUCCAAUUUAUUCUACAACUGCGUCAAAAGUACAGUACAGAGUAAAAACAUAAAUCCUUACUUUUGAGCAACUGAUGAGUAAGAUGAGUCUAGUAAUUCUCUGUUGCUGAAAAAUAGCAGUAAGUUGAAUUUUCUUUCCUUCCCUUUUAAUAGCAUUGGUACAGAGAAUUUAUCGGAUAAAUUUACAGUUGGACCUGUUGGAUUUAUAAUCAUUGCAAUAUUGAGGAACUGCUCAAAAACAUUUUGCAUUUCAUCUCAGUUGUGUAUUUGAUCUGUACUGUCUCGAUGAUCUAGUUUGUUUAUUCAGCUGACCUUGACUUCUUUGGUUUCUUUAAAGAGCUUCCUUCUAUCCCCUCUAGCAUCCAAGGUCUCGCAAGAGCCAUCCACAGACUGCCUGUUAAUGAUCUUCUACUUUAUUUCUUUCUGAACUCUUUAUAUGAAGAAGAGUUUCUGAACAUUUAGUCCACCCAAUUUCUGUGGGUCGGUGAAGAACUUCAACAUAUUCAGAACCAUCUUCUCAAAGAUAUUGGUCUUUUUGAUCAAACAGUUGGACAUGAUAACUGUGUCUAAUGUUCCCCGGUGUCUUACGCAUGUGAGUUCACAUUCCGCUGAAAUUUUGUCAAUGAGAAUAUUUACACUCUGUGUAGUCUUUGCUAUUUUCUUGGGCUUCAAAAACCAAAAGAAAAUUUUUUUCUGAGUUUAAAUGAUGACUGUAGAAGGUGUAGAGCAAGUCUGUCAGCAUUUUUUUAAUAGAGAAAAAAAAUACAGCUAAAAAUUAAAAGUGGCAUUUGAAGAAACAAGAUGUUUUCACCUUUCUCAUUAGGCCUAUUAUAGUAACUGAACAGAGAUUAUGGGAAGGCAAUUUUUUUUUGCAAAUGUAAGUGAAAAAGAAGUUAUGCAGGAAGACAAAAUGAUUAAUAUAUUCAGUUUGAUGGAUUCUCAUGAACAUUUUUGUCAGGGAUUACUUCCUGAUUCUUAUUUGAAAGGAAACUUUUGUCCUUGCUCUCACCUCACUCUGAGUGGGUGUUUGGUAGAUGCUCUAGUGGGGCUUGCUCCUGCUUUGUUAUUAAACGUCCAAUUUCCUUCUCUCUCCUCCUUUUCUUUGUAUGUUAUCCUCUAGGAGUAACACAAUCUAAUCUUUGGCACAUUUACUUAUUUGUGUUGCACAUGCCAUAAAAGUCUUACUAAAACAAAGCAAAAAAUGCUUUCUGUCCUUUUGGUCAAGGUACUAUUUCCAGGGGUCAUUUCCUCAAAUGUGUCAAUUUCUUUGUUGUUGUAAUACCAGCCAGUAGUUAUCUGCUAAGUUUAAGAUUAUUCCUAACGAGAUUGAUAUCUGGCGCCUGUUCUGCUGACUUUACUUAACACUUUGCGGUCACUUGGCGCAAUAAUGCGACAAUGAAAAUUAUCUUUUCCGGUCACCUAGUGCAGUUCUGUGCCAGGCCUGAGAAGUCGGUUGCAGUCUCUCUCCUGGCUGGGUGGGUGACCAGAAGGGGUAUUUUCUACUGCUGGCUGUAUGACUGCUAGUUGUAUAUGAGUGCAAAGUGUUAAAUAUCACUGGUGAGGUUUGUGAGCCUGGAGAACGUCCUGGAAAGAAAUCAUGAGCACUACUAUGAGUUCUGAAUUCUCAGAACUUCAUGUAAAGUCUGCCAGCCGUUCAGUUGUGUUAGAUCUAGAAUUAACCAAAGAUUUUGAUAAUUUAUUUUUUUGUAUUGCAGUUACGUUUGGUUAAAAAAUAUCUUGUCAAAGAACAAAUUUUUUCGUGGUCUUCAUAGUUAUCAUAGGAGGAGGAGGAGGAGGAGGAAAAGGGAAAGGGUGGGGGGGGGGAGGGAGAUUAGCCUGGCUCAUUAUAAGAGCUAUUACAAAAUAAGCCAAUGGAUCUAUAGAUUUUCUUCCAUUGCUUUUCAAAUGUGUUAUAAUUUAUUUCAAGUCUUGUAUCUUUUUUUUUUUUCAAGUCAUUGUUUAAUUUCUGCUUAUGAUCAACUGGGUCUAGAGGCAGUUUUUUCUGCCUUAUAUUAUGUCCUUUAGCUGAUUUAAAAUAUCUUUAUUACAAGAAAGCAGCAUAUUUAGAUCCAAUAAUUUAAGGGCAUCUCAUUAGAAAGAGUACAAGUAGUCUGCAUAUCCAGUUUCAUGGCACAUCAAAAACAUUUUUUUAAAUGCCAAGGCUUUUGCAUAAAUCCAAAUCACGUAUACAUGACAAAGUCAAAUCAAGAACACAACGAAGAACGUUAAUACCUCUGUCCUUUUAUUUCAUGCUAUAUGGAUAUCAAAUUCCCGUUGAAAUGGAAACAAAUGUGUCAAAAUAGUAUUAAUAGUUUAAAUAGUUGUAAUGAUGAGUUGUGUGUGAACAUUUACAUGAUAUUUGUAGCAUUUUGCUUGUAUUCGCUUGUAAAUAUUCAUGUAUGCUAUUCCACUAUGAUUUGAGAAAAGGCCUACUUUUCCCUUACAUGCCCGUAAGCUGUCUUCCUUUUUUGGCCACAUUUGAAUGUAUGCCUCUGAUUUUACCUCACAAUUCAAAAUAAAUAAGCAUAUCUGCCUCAUUUUACUAGAAGGAACAAUUAACCUUAGUAGAAAUUCUUGAGUUGUGUUUGAGAAACUGUAUGGCUUUGUUUUGAAACAAAAAUACAAUCUGAAAAAUAUGUUGGUUUUUUUCACAAAAAGAAUAUAUAAACAGAACACAAUCACAGAGCACAUCAUUUUGAAAGUCUAGAUGCUGUUUGUUUAAUUAAAAUUUUACUCAGAUAAAGUGUAUGAAGAUAUUUUUAAAAUUUUUAAACGGUAUGAAGCUUUUUGGUAGGCUAUUGGGUUUUUUUCAAUUGAAUAAGUUGCAAAUAGGAAAAAAAUUUGAAUCUUCAUUUUAUGAUAAUUUUAUCAGACUAGCUUGACUCAAGAACACUGGUUAGGUUUGCUCUCUGCCAGUCAAAAUCUCAGACAGAAUGAAGACAUUUUUUUUGUUUGUGUUUGAUUUUAAUGGAUGUGAGAAUCUGUAUGAAUUGUAAAAACUAUUCUAUGAUGUAUUUUAUAAAGUCUGUGUGAUUUUUAUGACCUUUUGUGUGGGUUUCUUAUUACCUUAGUGGAAAAAUACUGUGCAUGAUAAACCUGAUUCAGAGAGGUUCCAAGCUAUCCGAAGCAAUCGCCUGAUGUUCAACUUGUUGAUAAAUCAUUGUCAUAAUCAUUUCAUUCAUCUUUCAUCUAUCAAAAAUUUCUUCUUGAGAAAUUUUCAAUGUAAGUUUUGAUGUUGCGUGAAUGUGGCCAGUCUGUUUUUGAAGUUGCUUAAAUCGGAGAAAGAGAGAAAAAAUACAGUGAGUGAAAUAUGAUGUGAUAACUUUUCUAAGCGUAAUAAUUGUAGUGAAUAACAGUACGUUGUUAAUUUCUAUUGACUAUUGACAAACAACAGUGGUGUUACGUUGUGUUUUCUUUUUCUUUAAGAUUUGUCACCUUUCAGUUUUUUAAAAUACACCUGGGCUCUGAAAGGAUCCCAAAAUGUUUCAGUGAUUGUUGCGACGUUCUAUAAACUAAAAACUCCAACUGAGCUAACGGAAUAUCCAGGAUGUACCAAGAUGUUUAUUAAUACAAACUCAAACUGUAUUUUAAUUUUGCUUAUUUGCAAUGAUUCGCAUGAAUUUUUCCUUUCUUACAUUAAAAUGAAAAUAUACGAAAAAACUCAAAGAUAGGAUUAACUGGGACUACUUUCUUUCUCGAAAGAUGUCUUUCCUAAGGAAAGAUCAUCCACUACUUUUCAGUUAUUGAUAUCCGUACUACCUGAUACUACGUUAGAUACUGCUGAAAUUUGCUUCAGAUGAUUGGAAAAAAUGUUUAAUUCUAAGUGAAACGUAAUAUUCUACUUUUCUAGAGCCUGCUAAAUUCAAUUGUUUAAGGAUUCCUUUGACUAAGUAAGAAUGAUAUUUAAACUUAGAAGAAGACUAGAACUAUUACUGCCAGUUAUCAGAGAUUUGUUUGUUGCUAUUUGCAUCCCAUUGCUCAUAUGAUCUGCUCUUCCUUUCAUUCUUUCAUUACAUAUAAGAACAUUUAACAUUUCAUAAUACAAUAUACACAAUUGUUAUAAUCAUGGUAGGUACCUUGUUCAUCAUUUCUUCAGGAAACAGACAACCCAUGUUACUCAACAACAUCUUAUAAAAAUGGCAUAGAAUAAAAAUCUCUAUAAAGUCUUUUUAGCUGACAAUAGUUUUGUAAAUAGGAGGGGACCGUAAGACCGUAGUUGUGAAGAUGGGGGAACAGUUCUUCUAUUUGUAAAACCCUCCUUGGGUUAGCUAUGCCACAAUUGAUUAGAAAUUUUUCUGAUAGCCAAAAGUGGUGGAUUUCCUCCUCGCUGGGUUCUAAAGUUCUUCUCUUCUUUCCUGGUGUUUUAUAUGGUAAGACCUCGUGAUUAUGUACACGUCUUAGAACUUACUAUCAGCUGUAAUGUUCACUCUCUGAAGCCCUAAUUUCCAUUUAGUAUUUUUACAAUUUUUGGAUAAUGAGUAUUCCAACCUUGACUGAGUCAUUCAAAAUUUUGAGUCUGAAAAGAGUCCGAAAGGAGUACGUUUUACGAAGGUUUUACUGUUGGCAUUUUUAGUCAUGUGUCUUGAUAAGGAGCAAGUGCAACGGGAAGAUGAGAAAAGAAUAGUUGGAUCUAGGCCCUUAUUCUGAUUCAAAUGAGAAACUUUUGGGGGUAGACUGUAAUUGUCUUCUAAUGCUUACAGUAACAAUGAGAAAUUGACUGUAUUUGUAAGUAGCAAAUUUUGAAAUAUAAACUUCAGGGUCAGUAUGAUUUGUAUUUUUAACUGGACUUAAUCAUUUACCGUCUUAAUUGCCUUUGAAACAGUGGUUGGAGGGCAGUUAAUCUGGCAGGUGUUACUCUUGACUACCUCUUGAUUAUUUUUGUCUUUCUGUCUCGCUUUACCCAGCAUUACUGGCUUCUGAGGUGUAGUGGAUAGGUGGUUCAGUGUCGCUCACAGGAGACUUCAGUUCCAUUCUUGUUGGGAGAAAAUUUUUUAUCAAGUUUCUCUACCUUUCUACGGGAAUAUUGUACAUCUCUCAGUCUGGACAGGCAGGGUCAGAAGCCUUCCUCCGAAAUAAUCUAAUUUAUAUUGAUGGGGGAGUAAAAACGCCUAUAGGCCUAUUUAAAAAAAAAAAAGUUUCUCAGUAUUGAGACACUUUUGUCAUGUUAAUGUUCUCCUCUUGAAGUCAAAUAAUUUUGGGGGGGAAGAUCCUUCCUAACCUUUUGAGAAAUGUAAUCUAUCUAUUAACAUUUGCGGUGACCUUGACCAACGGACAAAAUAAGAGACACUCAUGUGAUCCCCAUGCACUGCCUUUCUGGUGCCUCCGAACAAAACAAGCGUAUGGUUUUUCAGAUAUUUUUUUUUACAUCAAGAAAAGAAAAAACAUUUUUAUUUGAACCCAUUGCUAAUUUACACUUUGGGUGUACAUGCAUAUGUAAACGAUCAUACCUAAACACACUAAUUCAUAUGUCCCUCCUUAACACCUUAAACCUGAGCCUAAUUCGACAGUUGGUUUUUUGUUGUUUUUUUAAACCAUUUAUAGUUGUCAGUACUCUGAAUUUUUCUUAAACCUUUGCACAAUGCCCACACUUCCUCAUAUUAUUGUUUUCUUUUAAAUUCAUACCUUCUCACUUAAAGAAUGCUUUUCAUAAUGUGUCAAGAAUAAGUUCUGAUGGUUGCACUGUUGACUGAUUUAUUAACAGAACAACUCCAAGCUUCAUUAAGAUGCCAAAGAAGUAGAAGAAGCUGAAGAUUUGCAUAACAACAUUUUUUUGUAAUUUAUGAUUAUAAUUUUUUAUUAUUCCACGCGAUAUGAGUUGCAGUGUGCCUGCUACACCGCAUCAUAUUAUACACAGCAUUCUUUGUAUUUGCUUUGUUGAGCUUUAAUGUAUAAGUAUUUUAAGCAUGAUUAUUUGCAUCAGAUUUGAUAUUAUUUGUGCUGUGUGAUAGAUGAAGAUGACCAGAAUCUGUUGGGAGGAUUUUGUGACAGGAUACAAUAGGGUUUACAAUUUGUAUAAUUGUGUGAGAAA